Larimichthys crocea (large yellow croaker) is the source of this 896-nucleotide messenger RNA. RefSeq names its product H3 histone, family 3D (gene h3f3d). The transcript is spliced from 4 exons. Lineage: Eukaryota; Metazoa; Chordata; Actinopteri; Sciaenidae. Gene Ontology annotation, cellular component: nucleosome. Gene Ontology annotation, molecular function: protein heterodimerization activity; structural constituent of chromatin; DNA binding. Bases 133 to 543 code for a protein of 136 amino acids. The record is from RefSeq and is a predicted model, not a curated record.
CAGGGGCGGGACUUAUCGCGCUUCCCCUCUCAGACUAUAAAUACCACCUCCCACGCCCGCGCUGGGUUAGAGUUACCCGACACGCAACAAGGAGAUACCGUCUUCCCGGAAAAUAAACACAAAAGGUAAAAUAUGGCUCGUACCAAGCAGACCGCUCGUAAAUCCACCGGAGGAAAAGCUCCGAGGAAGCAGCUGGCCACCAAAGCUGCCAGGAAAAGCGCGCCCUCCACCGGCGGAGUGAAGAAGCCGCACAGAUACAGGCCCGGUACUGUUGCUCUGCGUGAGAUCCGUCGGUACCAGAAGUCCACCGAGCUGCUCAUCAGGAAGCUGCCCUUCCAGCGUCUCGUCAGGGAAAUCGCCCAGGAUUUCAAGACAGAUCUGCGUUUCCAGAGUGCGGCUAUCGGUGCUCUGCAGGAAGCCAGCGAGGCAUACCUGGUCGGACUGUUUGAGGACACCAAUCUGUGCGCCAUCCACGCAAAGAGGGUUACCAUCAUGCCCAAGGACAUCCAGCUGGCCAGGCGAAUUAGAGGGGAGCGCGCAUAGAUGAUUGAAUCCGAUCUUUUUAGGGGGUUGGGGGUGGGUGGGAUUGACCGGGGUUUGUUUUGUAAAUCUUGAACUAUUACCAGCAUGUGUGCCACCUAAUUUGUCAUUUGUAGUUUCAGGCAUGUUUUUGUUUUUUUUGUACUUUCCUUUGUCAUGUCAAUCUUGACUUUCUCCUCCAACUGUCUUAUCCACAGUAGAAUAGAGCUCAUUUCUGUAAAUGCUGAAAAAAUAUCCACUGCCUUUCUCAGGUUUGCAAAUCUAUUUUAGACUCCAUACUUUUCUUUUUUUUAAAUCCUGUGUGCAUGUCAUAGGAUUUCUUGUUGUGCUGUAAAUAAACUGUCCGCUACCUCAAA